Myripristis murdjan (pinecone soldierfish) is the source of this 2394-nucleotide messenger RNA. Its product is annotated as ribose-phosphate pyrophosphokinase 1. Gene Ontology annotation, molecular function: ribose phosphate diphosphokinase activity; magnesium ion binding; ATP binding. The transcript has 7 exons. Gene Ontology annotation, biological process: ribonucleoside monophosphate biosynthetic process; 5-phosphoribose 1-diphosphate biosynthetic process; purine nucleotide biosynthetic process. Lineage: Eukaryota; Metazoa; Chordata; Actinopteri; Holocentriformes; Holocentridae. Gene Ontology annotation, cellular component: cytoplasm; ribose phosphate diphosphokinase complex. The record is from RefSeq and is a predicted model, not a curated record. Bases 199 to 1161 code for a protein of 320 amino acids.
UCGGACAAGCGUUGCACGCGUGAUGUGGGACAUAAUGGAGGUGGAUAGGUAGGGAUCACACUUAGCUCUGUAAGAGUAGCCAUCAACUAGUAGUGAUCUAUCUACAACUUUCAUCCAGAACGCUUCGACAUUUGUGACUCGGCGGCUGCUCGCUCCCGCUCCACGCUCCUGCACAACGACGCCCUGGAACGCGCCAAAAUGCCGAACAUCAAAAUUUUUAGCGGCAGCUCUCACCCGGAUCUAUCGCAGAAAAUAGCAGACCGCCUCGGUCUGGAGCUGGGGAAGGUCGUAACUAAAAAAUUUAGCAACCAGGAAACAUGUGUGGAGAUAGGGGAGAGUGUCCGAGGGGAGGAUGUCUACAUUGUUCAAAGCGGCUGUGGCGAAAUCAAUGAUAAUUUGAUGGAGCUGUUGAUCAUGAUCAACGCCUGUAAGAUUGCCUCAGCCUCCAGGGUCACGGCUGUCAUCCCCUGUUUUCCCUACGCCAGACAAGACAAGAAGGACAAGGUGGGGAGCCGUGCCCCCAUCUCUGCCAAGUUGGUGGCUAACAUGCUGUCAGUCUCUGGCGCCGAUCAUAUCAUUACAAUGGACCUGCACGCCUCGCAGAUCCAGGGAUUUUUUGAUAUUCCUGUUGAUAACCUGUAUGCAGAGCCAGCUGUUCUCAAAUGGAUUAAAGAGAACAUCCCUGAGUGGAAAAACUGUACUAUUGUCUCCCCUGACGCAGGAGGAGCCAAGAGGGUCACCUCUAUAGCAGACCGGCUGAACGUGGACUUUGCCCUCAUCCACAAGGAGAGGAAAAAGGCGAACGAGGUCGACCGCAUGGUUCUGGUCGGAGAUGUGACCGAUCGCGUUGCUAUUCUUGUGGACGAUAUGGCAGAUACCUGUGGCACAAUCUGCCAUGCUGCUGACAAAUUAAUUUCUGCUGGGGCCACCAAGGUGUACGCCAUUCUGACACAUGGCAUCUUCUCAGGCCCAGCCAUCUCACGUAUUAACAACGCCUGCUUUGAAGCUGUGGUGGUCACCAACACCAUCCCUCAGGAGGAGAAAAUGAAGCAUUGCCCCAAGAUACAGGUUAUUGACAUCUCUAUGAUCCUGGCAGAGGCAAUCCGCAGAACUCACAAUGGCGAGUCUGUGUCGUACCUGUUCAGCCAUGUCCCCUUGUAACAAAUAGUGUCCUCCAUCAGCCAUGAGCUGUUACACCAAAUAAGAGAAGAGGGAAUUUCCCUGCCCAAACACAACCAUUAGCAAAGCUCUUCUGCUAACUAACCAUGGAAAUAAUUAUUGAACAGUCAUGUCUGUUACUAAUACUGAUCCCAUUCACGAGUCCCUUUCUCCUGAGCAGUGUCCCCUCGAGUUGGGGGCACCAAAGCAUUCAACUCUGAGUCACCGAUCUAGGCCAGCUUAUUUAUUGUACGUGAAUGAAUCUUUAUCCACUGUGAAGUUUCUCUCCUUUCAUAACAUUUAGAUUCAGAGUUUGGCCUGACCAUUGCACCUCUCCAGGGGUAAUUCUGAGCUCAUGUCACACUUGAAAGCGCUCACAAAUAUCCGCUGGCCAGUUCUUGUGGUCAAGAAAAGCAUUUGGCCAAGAUGAAGCUGUUACAAUGUUUUGACUAUGUUACAAUGAACGGACGUGCAAAGUUUGAUGUCCAGAGGUUAUUUUUUUUCAUGUUGCCGUCAAAUUCUCUGCAUCUGUUUGAACAGUUUAAGGCUCAAUGAAGUGAAUGUGUAGAGCUCUAGUUUACAUUGCCACUGAAGCUCCACUCAACCAAGAGUGCCUCAGCAGUCUGAACUGAAUUUACUUCCUCUUCCUGAUCCCACCACCACCCUAUUACACAUACACUCACGCUCACACACGUUCUGUCUCCCCCCAUAUUUUGGAUGUCAUCCUGGCAUUUGGCAAGCCAAGAUGCAUGACCUUAUAAUGGCAGGGGUUCACGUACAACUCAUGGCCAAUCAAAUAUAAUAGACAUGCUAUAAAAUAAUGUUUUGUUUAACAAAAAAAAAAGUGUAAUUGCACAUCAUAGAAUGGCUUGGAGAGUUUUAACUGGAUUAAAAGCUUUAACUUGUUUUUGUCUAGACAAGUUUUAAAGAGGUUUUGGAGGAUGUUUCUUUCAACUCUUGAGGUGCACUGGUUGAGUGGGUUUGCCCUUCCAGGUCCUAGAUAGAUCUUUCUCUAGAGAAGCUGUUGGGUUUUUAGGUUGGGGUCUCUGCAGGCUGGAGCUUCCUUCAGAAAUGUUCACUUGCUUUUUUUUUUUUUUUUUUUUGUCUUUUUGUAUGUCUGGACAAAGGAUGUGUUAUGUGCAUAUUCCAAACCUUUGUGUUUACUUUUUAAGUAGGGUGAAUGCGCCAUAUAUCUGAUUGCAGAAUGUGUUCUUAAUAAAGAUUGUGAAAAUUAAA